Ustilago hordei is the source of this 531-nucleotide messenger RNA. RefSeq lists its product as uncharacterized. The record is from RefSeq and is a predicted model, not a curated record. Bases 1 to 531 code for a protein of 176 amino acids. NCBI's taxonomy places the organism in Eukaryota, Fungi, Basidiomycota, Ustilaginomycetes, Ustilaginales, Ustilaginaceae. Gene Ontology annotation, biological process: SRP-dependent cotranslational protein targeting to membrane. Gene Ontology annotation, molecular function: endoplasmic reticulum signal sequence receptor activity; 7S RNA binding. The transcript has 2 exons. Gene Ontology annotation, cellular component: signal recognition particle, endoplasmic reticulum targeting.
AUGGCAGUAACUAACGAGCAGUUCCUUGCGGAGCUGAGAAAGCUCUUCGAGCAGAGCACCUCGAAUCACUCGGUCUACAUUACCUCGAAAAAGGCACCAGCAUCAGCAGCAAGAGAUGACGACGUUGACAUGACACCCUCAUCUUCGUCUGGCCUCUCGGAUGCUAUUCUUUUCAGGGCUACCAACGGUGUCUCGGGGAGCGGCAAGGUCAAGAUCAGCACCUUAGUCGCCGCUAGCAAACUUGCAUCUUUCCAGAGCGCAUACCUGCCAUUGUUAAGAACGCAACUUUCAGCUGGACUCAAGAAGCGUGACAAGGCUAAGGAGAGGAAGAUGGACAAGGCAAGGGAGCAGAGCCGAAAGAAGCUCGUGCAAGUGGUGGAUGGCAAGGAGAAGGUCAUCACCAACAAGAUUGGCAGUAAGCGAGGGGCAGGUCGACGUAAAAGACAACGUGCACUCAAGAAGGGCCUUGCACUACGCAAAGAGAAGGCGAAAGAGGCGAAGCGAAAGCUUCAAUCGGCCAAAGCAGCAUGA